GCCAAACUCCAAGUCAGUCAGACUCUGGAUAAAAAUGCCGGAAAGUCUCCACUGGCGAUAAUAGUUCGAUCGCCGCGGAAUCCAGUCAGAACGGGCGAAUUCUCUUUGGCACUGAAAAAAGCCCCUCACUGGUGAUAAUUAUUAACCAUAACUAAGUCCUCUACGAAGAUCUCCCAGCCCGUCACCGUCGGCUGAUUGCGGGCUUCUAAGUAACUAAGCUGGGGGCCUUUUCUCCUCCGUCUCCGUAUCGGUCUGGCUUGCACCUUCACUCUCUGUCACUACACACACACACUCACAAUGUCGCUCCCUCUACCUCGGCCGCUCUUUCGUGCUGUCCUGAGCAGAUCCUACGGGACUGUCCAGGGCACUCCGCCAGCAGCUGCCUCCUUGGCCUCGAGGAUACCCCCGGCCCUGCAGGAAGCCACUGCGGCGACAGCCCCGCGCACCAAUUGGACUCGCGAUGAAAUCAAGCAGAUCUAUGAGUCUCCGUUGAACCAGCUCACGUAUGCUGCGGCCGCCGUCCACCGCCGCUUCCACGAUCCCUCUGCGAUCCAGAUGUGCACCCUGAUGAACAUCAAGACCGGCGGCUGCAGCGAAGACUGCUCCUACUGUGCGCAGUCCUCCCGCCACAACACGGGUCUCAAGGCCACGAAGAUGAGCCCCGUCGACGAGGUGCUGGAGAAGGCCCGGAUGGCCAAGAAGAACGGCAGCACGAGGUUCUGCAUGGGUGCCGCCUGGCGAGACAUGCGCGGGCGCAAGACCAGUCUCAAGAACGUCAAGCAGAUGGUGUCCGGCAUCCGGGACAUGGGCAUGGAAGUGUGUGUGACGCUGGGCAUGAUCGAUCAGAACCAGGCCAAGGAGCUGAAGGAGGCUGGUCUCACGGCCUACAACCACAACCUCGACACCUCGCGCGAGUUCUACCCGUCCAUCAUCACCACCCGUUCCUACGACGAGCGUCUGCAGACUCUCUCGCACGUCCGCGACGCGGGCAUCAACGUCUGCUCCGGCGGUAUCCUGGGUCUGGGUGAAUCCGACUCGGACCGCGUUGGUCUUCUGUACACCGUCUCGAACCUGCCUUCGCACCCGGAAUCCUUCCCCGUUAACGCUCUGGUUCCCAUCCCCGGCACGCCCCUGGGUAACCGCAAGAUGAUCCCGUUCGACAAGAUCCUGCGCACCGUCGCUACGGCCCGUAUCGUGAUGCCCGCUACCAUCGUCCGUCUAGCCGCCGGCCGCAUCUCCAUGUCCGAGGAGCAGCAGAUCCAAUGUUUCAUGGCGGGCGCCAAUGCCGUCUUCACGGGCGAGAAGAUGCUUACCACUGACUGCAACGGAUGGGACGAGGACCGUGAGAUGUUCGAGAAAUGGGGCUUCUAUCCCAUGAAGAGCUUUGAGCGAGAGCAGACGCCGGACGCUCCCCCCGCCCAGCCCAAGGUGGAGAAUGUGGAAACCGCUGCUGCUGCGCAGGUUGCGGCCAGUGCCUGAUCUUAUUUCCCCCUCAUUCUGCCAUUCUGGAAACACCUUAUGUCUUUGUGUUUAUUUAUGUUCUCAUGUCGAAAAGAGCGACGAUGGAGGCGAAUAUGUUUAUAUCUUUCAGCCUAGCGACAAAAAUUUAGAGAAUUUCGCAUUUCUCAUGAAAAUACAUAUAUUGUAGAACAAGUAAAGCUUGCGUCUUUCUAAAGGCGGUCUAUAGUAAAUUCAAAUUU
Paecilomyces variotii is the source of this 1700-nucleotide messenger RNA. RefSeq lists its product as hypothetical. The record is from RefSeq and is a predicted model, not a curated record. Bases 298 to 1479 code for a protein of 393 amino acids. The transcript has 2 exons. Gene Ontology annotation, biological process: biotin biosynthetic process. Gene Ontology annotation, cellular component: mitochondrion. Gene Ontology annotation, molecular function: 2 iron, 2 sulfur cluster binding; biotin synthase activity. Lineage: Eukaryota; Fungi; Ascomycota; Eurotiomycetes; Eurotiales; Thermoascaceae.